AUGUACCGAACGGUCGAGGACAUCCAGGCCGCCGCGGACAACCCAGAGAUACGCAUUCUGGAUCUCGAGGGCGCGACCAUCUGCGGAAAGACGGGCCAGGGCCUGGUGAUCUCGCGGCCGGGGACCAUCAUCAAGAACGGCACGCUGAAGGGCUUCUCGAGGAACCUCCUCAAGAGCACGUUCUCCCUGUCAUCGGACCCCAAGCAGGAUGUCAGCCCCGGCGGCGGGUUCGCGGCCGUGCACGUCCUGGCCCCGACGUGCGUGCUGGACCGCGUCACGAUCGCCGACGCGGAGGGCCACGGCGUGCUGAUGCAUAGCGGCGCUGCGGCGGUGCGCAUGAUCAACUGCACGGUCUCCGGGUGCACGGGGAGCGGGAUCGUGAUCGACGCGGGCGCGCAGAGCAUGGUCAUCGGCGGGGAGGUGUCGCGGAGCGGCACGGGCGGCGCGAACGCCAAGAGCAUGGACGACAAGGGGUGCGGGGUGCUGGCGCGGGGGCAGGGGACGGUGGUGCUGGUCAAGGGGCUGCGCUCGACGGGGAACAGCGCGUCGGGGAUCGAGGCGCGGAACGGCGCGCAGGUGGCGGUCACGGGCGGCGUGGUCGCGGACAACUUGGGCCACGGCAUUGUUGCGUCGGGCCAGGAGAGCAAGCUCGAAGCGACGGAGGUGGUCAUUUCGGGGCAGAGGCACGAGGCGCUGUUCGCACGGGACGGAGCGAAGGUCGACGUGCACGGCUGCCAGAUCCUCGUCAACGGCGGGAAGGGCAACUGGGUCGCGCAACCCUCCCCAGGGGAGAAGCUCGGGCCGGCUCAGGAGCCGUCGCCGGCGAAGCAGGCGUCGAUGAGGUCCACUGCUGCCCCGGGGGCGACGGGGCCGUUGAAAGCGAUCUCUGGCGCGCUGACGCAGCAGGAGCAGCUCCUGCUCGACGCGCUGCAGGAUCCGGGCAUGGAGUCGCCGCACAGCGGCGGCACGGGCGCGCGGCCGGACGCGCCGUCGCACCAGCGGUCGGCAGCGGCGGCGCUGGCAAAGCAGCUGAGUGCUGCGCGGCUGGCGGCGACGCGCGCGGCGAGCGGGCCCGUGUACGUCGUGGAGACGCCGCCCGACGGCAGCGGCGCGCUGGAGAUCGCGCGCGAGAAGCUGCCGUCCGAGGCGUCGCUGGGGAGUGUGGAGAUUGCAGCGGCACUCAACGGCGGGCGGCAGGAGGCGCCGCUGGACCAGCAGGUGCAGGAGCGGCUGGCGCACAUGGCGACGGACGCGGCGGGCAUGUUGACGACGCGCACGGAGGUGUGGAUAGACGGCGUGCUGGUCACGGAGGAGGCGGCGGCGGCACGCACGUCGCUGGACCUGGACACGUCGAAACGCGGCGUGCGGCAGGCGGAGGAACCCGCGGCGAAGUCGUGCUGCGCGAUGAUGUGA
Messenger RNA from Pedinophyceae sp. YPF-701, 1413 nucleotides. NCBI's taxonomy places the organism in Eukaryota, Viridiplantae, Chlorophyta, Pedinophyceae. The record is from the annotation of a GenBank genome assembly.